AUGAUGCCGCAAACAACACAGAGGACUAUGUGCACCGGAUUGGCCGCACUGGCCGUGCUGGCUGCAAGGGCUUUGCCGUCACUUUCCUGGAUAGAAGAGCAGAUGCCGGCAAAGCGAAAGGCAUCAUGGAGGUCAUGCAGCGCACCAAUCAGCCCGUGCCCGCCGACCUGCGAGACAUGGUGCCCGGCCCAGGGAAUUCAAGUUCUUUGCCUUCCGAACAAACGGGGCCCUGUCCACGGGCUGAGCUGCAAUAUCUGCAAUCAUGUAGCCUUCUGA
Symbiodinium sp. CCMP2592 is the source of this 276-nucleotide messenger RNA. NCBI's taxonomy places the organism in Eukaryota, Dinophyceae, Suessiales, Symbiodiniaceae. The record is from the annotation of a GenBank genome assembly.